Cercospora beticola is the source of this 816-nucleotide messenger RNA. RefSeq lists its product as uncharacterized. The record is from RefSeq and is a predicted model, not a curated record. NCBI's taxonomy places the organism in Eukaryota, Fungi, Ascomycota, Dothideomycetes, Mycosphaerellales, Mycosphaerellaceae.
AUGAAGAACAGAACUAGUCCGGAAGUGAUCAGAGCCUUAGAUGCUCGCGCCGAGAAGACCCAGGAUGAACUCUUAGAGAUCGAAGAAGAAAUUGAGUGGCUUCUGGGCAGGCGCAGUCGGCUGCAACUCACCAACUAUUUCGUGCAAAAGCAAAUCGAAGAAUGGCACUACAAUCGCAAAUUCGAGCCGUUCCUUCGGCUUCCUCUCGAGAUUCGACAAAUGGUCUACGACCACUAUAUCGCACAAGACACCUUUCUCAGCGCUUACGAUGAGCCCAUUGUAUUUGUCUGCAAGCAAAUGCGCGAAGAGUUCCUCGACUGGCUCGGCAUCAAUCGGCCUCUUCUCGUGCCUCUGAAGCUCAAAUACAGCAGUUCCGGCUCGGCACCCACAUUUUCCAAGCCCCAUCACUUCCUGAGAACGGUAUGGUCCGACAUACCAGCGCAGAUUGUUGAUCGCGUACGGUGUCUCGAUAUCCGAAUUGAAGCCGGGGGGGAUGUAUGUUGCAAAUUGUACGUGGCGAGCGGGCAAGUCCGAUUCAUUGAAUCAUCAAACGGGUUGGGAAUAUUACAAUUUCAAGGCAUCGCGGAGACAUUCCGAGAGAAACUGCAGCUCGUGGGUUCAUUGAUUGCCAAGGAAGGUUCGGGGCUGAGGAAUAUCCAUCUGAAGUGGCUAGUUCGAGUUCUGACGCAGAAAGGGAGGAGCUUGGCAGACAUGGAGCGGAAGCUCAGUCGUGAAGUACAAGCCAGAUUGUCAUUGCCGACCGGAUUCAACCAGCUGCCCUUUUCUGACUGUGGCUCAGAGGACUGGUGCACAUGA